UUUUGAUACCUAAAUGAAAACGUCAAAAAUAGUCACGGGAAGUCAAAAUUUGUGAACCAAUAUUUGCUGCAAAACGAUUAGGAACAUUUUCCAUUUCAGUCGAUAUUGUAGCUUGUAUUUGUUUGAAAUUUUUCAGAAUGGCCGAUGAUUUGCAAAACUAUAAACUCCAGCUACAACAGGUGGAAGCUGCGUUACUUACGGAUCCGGAAAACUUGGAACUUCUCAAGCUUAAGCAAGAUUUGGAGGAAGUCAUUGAUUUGACGAAGGACUUGAUUCGAGCACAGCAGGAGGCUGAAUUAAAAAAAAGUGCAUACGUAGAGCCUGCUAGCACGAGCUACUUUGACGCAUUCUCCGCGGCAGAAAAGAAACCCUAUAAACCCACCGUUAUUUGGAAAGUUGGGGACAAGUGCUCGGCCAAGUGGAUUGAGGAUGGGCAAUACUACGACGCAACAAUCGAAGCAAUUACUGACAACGGAGAGGUCAGCGUCGUGUUCGAUGCUUAUCAGAACAGAAGUACCACAGUUAUACCGGAACUGAAGGAAAGAAAAAUCCGUAAUGAAGUAUUUCCGACGAAUAGUAACAAACGGAUGCGACCUAACCAGAAAGAAUAUCUCAAGAAAAAGAAACAAAAGAAACAGCAGCGUUUCAAAGAGCUUGAAGAGGAACGAGAAUCAGAGAAAAACAAAUGGCUUCAAUUUGCGGCGAAAAACACUAAAAAAACGGGUGUGAAAUGUAAAAGUAUAUUCGCCUCACCUGAAAACGUGAAUGGACGGGUCGGCAUUGGAACCUGUGGUGUGUCGGGUAAACCGAUGACCGAGUUUACUCACGGGGAAAAGUAUCGUAAAGGCGUUUAGACAUUAAUCGUACAUUUUCUAUGUAAUACUGAACGGAUAUUUUGCGGAACCCUGGGUAAUCUUGGGGUCUAGGCGAAAUAUUUCUCUCCAUUUUUAGCUGUUAAUCACAUGAAAUUAAAACGAAUAUCUUUAGAACAACAGUACAA
This is a messenger RNA of Wyeomyia smithii (pitcher-plant mosquito), 1000 nucleotides long. RefSeq names its product survival of motor neuron-related-splicing factor 30 (gene Spf30). Gene Ontology annotation, molecular function: RNA binding. The record is from RefSeq and is a predicted model, not a curated record. The coding region runs from base 138 to 854 and encodes 238 amino acids. The transcript has 4 exons. NCBI's taxonomy places the organism in Eukaryota, Metazoa, Arthropoda, Insecta, Diptera, Culicidae. Gene Ontology annotation, biological process: regulation of alternative mRNA splicing, via spliceosome; mRNA processing. Gene Ontology annotation, cellular component: cytoplasm; nucleus; precatalytic spliceosome.